UUGGUGUGUGAUCAUUUUGAAUCUGGUGUGAACGGUCUGCACACCUGGAGAUGAUGUCACAUUAAUGUUCCAUUUUCAAAUUUAACCGUAGGUGCCUUCUGGGCUGAGACCACUGUUGGCUGGACGUACAGUUACUCUACCAAAACUAUGAACUGGAAGGAGGCCAGGAAGUGGUGUCAGACCAACUACACAGACAUGGUCGUCAUCCAAAGCCAGGAGGAGAACAACUACGUGGUCUCCUUGCUGCCCAACAGAACCAGAAGUCCAUACUACUGGAUUGGAAUCACCAAAAGCCACAGGAAUGAGACUUGGACCUGGAUUGGGAACAACAGCACGUGGAUUGGUAAUCAGUCAUGGGCAGCCAACGAGCCGAACAACAACCACACCACGGAGUUUUGCGUGGAGAUCUACGUCAAUACUGGGAAAAACCGAGGGAAGUGGAAUGACGAGAAAUGUGCCAAUCUGAAAUAUGCUGUUUGUUACCAAACUCAGUGUAAUGCUACAUCGUGUGUUAGAGGGAGAUGCCAGGAGGCCAUAGAAAGCACCACCUGCCACUGUGAAGCAGGAUUUGAAGGAGACCGGUGCCAAACAGCUGUCAAAUGCCCCCCUUUGUCUCAGCCUGAUGAUGGAUACUUUAGUUGCUCUGGAAAUCAGACAUACAACUCCAGCUGUCGAUUCCAGUGCAACCCAGGCUUCAUGAUGACAGGAUCUCCGGAGGUGUUCUGUGGAGACACUGUGGUGAAGGUUCCCCAUUCAAACCCACUCCAAUCACCUGAUGACAUCACCUAA
Molecule: messenger RNA, 789 nt
Organism: Thalassophryne amazonica
Lineage: Eukaryota; Metazoa; Chordata; Actinopteri; Batrachoidiformes; Batrachoididae
Product: L-selectin-like
Exons: 4
Coding region: 148-789 (213 amino acids)
Source: RefSeq, a predicted model, not a curated record